Molecule: messenger RNA, 1494 nt
Organism: Aspergillus calidoustus
Lineage: Eukaryota; Fungi; Ascomycota; Eurotiomycetes; Eurotiales; Aspergillaceae
Source: the annotation of a GenBank genome assembly
AUGUCCCACGCCGGAGAAAAGUCCAGCCUCGAUCAGCACGUCGAAAAAGUGCCCAUGGCCACGGCCGACCUCGCCGAGGCGCAGCAGCUCGCUACUCAGUGGGUCGACGGGACACCAGAGGAGAAGAGGCUGGUGCGUAAGCUUGACUGGCGGAUUCUUCCUUGCACCUGGAUCUUGUACCUGCUUGGGUUUCUGGACCGUGCAAAUGUUGGCAAUGCCAAAACCGGUGGGAUGGAGGACGACUUCAACCUCACCUCAUCACAAUACUCCAUCAUUGUGCUCGUCUUUUUCAUCUCGUACCUCAUCUUCGAGGUCCCCGCCAACAUGAUCUUGACCCGUGUCCGGCCCAGCGUGUUUCUGCCCGGACUGGCGCUUGUCUGGGGUACAUUCGCUGCACUGAUGGGCGCGACGCAGAACUGGACACAGUUGGCCGGGAUGCGGUUCCUGCUUGGAUUCGCGGAGGCCGGUUUCGCCCCAGGGUGCGCCUUUUUCCUCUCUUCGUGGUAUCGUCGAUAUGAACUUGCCACGCGCUUUGCCCUGCUGUACACCUCUGUCCCGCUUGCUGGAGCAACCUCUGGUCUUCUCGCGGGUGUCAUUACCGAUCAUAUGGAUAAUGUUGGUGGUCUUCCGGGGUGGAGGUGGUUGUUUAUCCUUGAAGGCAUUGCCUCGGUCGUCGCCGCCGUCGCCAUCUAUUUCCUCAUGCCCGACUAUCCCUCGACGAGCCACCGCUUCCUCAGCGAGGAAGAGAGCGUUCUCGCAUGCAACCGCCUCGCCGUCGACGGAAUCGGUCUAACGCAGGGCACAGGCGCCGAGACGAUCCCACACUGGGAAGCUUUCAAGAUGACGUGCGCCGAUUGGCGCGUGUGGGCGCAGUGCUUUCUCUUCGUGCUUGUCACCGGCUCCCAGACAAUGCAGUAUUUCAUCCCGACGCUCGUCGAAAGUUUUGGGUGGACGGGACCGACGGGACAGUACCACACAAUCCCCGCAUACAUGGCGGCCCUAGUAUACGUCGUCGCCUGCUGCUGGCUCGCCGACCGAUAUAAGCGCAAAUGGCAAUUUAUCUGCGGCCUAUCGGGGCUCGGAUGCAUCCUCUUCAUCGCGGUUGCCACAAUCCAAAACAACCGCAUGGCGCAAUACGUACUCACAAUAUUCGCCUUCGGCACAAUCUAUGGCUGCUCUCCGCUUGUCAAAACCUGGGUCUCCGAUGUGAUCCCGCAGCCCGCCGCCAAGCGUGCGAUCGCAAUCGCCCUCAUCAACGGGAUUGGAAACGCGUCGUCCAUCUAUUCGUCGUGGCUGUGGCCGGAUAAGGAUGCGCCGCGGUAUACUCCAGGCUUUGCGACGACGACGACUUGGCUGGGUGUGCUUUGUAUCUGUACGGCAGUUUUUGCGUACUUCUUUAAUAAAUAUCCCGUGCAGAGGGCGGACCACGCGACAGUUAUGGCUGACGAGUUGAGGGCGAGAAGGGAGGCGCAGGAGGGGGACCUGAAGGCUUAA